Medicago truncatula (barrel medic) is the source of this 3335-nucleotide messenger RNA. RefSeq names its product probable LRR receptor-like serine/threonine-protein kinase At3g47570. Gene Ontology annotation, biological process: protein phosphorylation. The transcript is spliced from 2 exons. Gene Ontology annotation, molecular function: ATP binding; protein binding; protein kinase activity. The record is from RefSeq and is a predicted model, not a curated record. Lineage: Eukaryota; Viridiplantae; Streptophyta; Magnoliopsida; Fabales; Fabaceae. Bases 57 to 3125 code for a protein of 1022 amino acids.
UAUGUUUCAUCCUACCAAGCCUCAAUAAUUUCUAGCUCUUCAGGUUCCUUAACCAAAUGAAACCCUUUUUGCACAUGUUACAUGCACUUUUGCUACUACUAUAUAAUUUAAACAUACUUUGGUUUGGCACAAACACAUUUGCUUAUGCAUCAGGAAAUGAUACAGAUUUUUUGGCAUUGCUCAAAUUCAAGGAAUCAAUAUCCAAAGACUCAAAUAGAAUCUUAGACUCUUGGAAUAGCUCUACACAAUUUUGCAAGUGGCAUGGAAUCACAUGCAUGAAUCAAAGAGUUACAGAAUUGAAACUAGAAGGAUAUAAGUUGCAUGGAUCUAUAUCACCUUAUGUUGGUAAUCUCUCUUUUUUGACAAACUUGAAUCUCAUGAACAACAGCUUCUAUGGAACAAUCCCACAAGAAUUGUGUAGUUUAGUACAAUUACAAAAACUUUACCUCACAAAUAACUCAUUGGUUGGGGAAAUUCCUACAAACUUGUCAAGUUUGUUGAAUCUUAAAGACUUAUUCUUGCAAGGGAACAAUCUUGUUGGCAGAAUACCAAUUGAAAUUGGCUCUCUUAGGAAGCUCCAAAGAGUAAACAUUUGGAAUAACAAUUUAACAGCAGAAAUUCCACCAUCUAUAGAGAAUCUUACAUCUCUUAUUAAUCUUAAUUUAGGUUCCAACAACUUGGAGGGGAAUAUUCCACCUGAAAUAUGUCAUUUGAAGAAUUUGGCAACUAUAUCAGUAGGUAUAAACAAAUUCUCUGGUAACCUUCCACUUUGUCUUUAUAAUAUGUCAUCUCUUACUCUACUUGCUGUUGACUUGAACAAAUUUAAUGGCUCUCUUCCACAAAAAAUGUUUCACACUCUUCCCAAUCUCAAAACACUUUUCAUUGGUGGGAAUCAAUUCUCAGGUCCAAUCCCAACUUCCAUAUCAAAUGCUUCUAACCUUCGAUCAUUUGAUAUCACUCAAAACCGAUUCACGGGUCAAGUUCCAAAUCUUGGGAAGCUAAAAGAUCUUCAGCUCAUAGGUUUGUCCCAAAACAAUCUUGGAAGCAAUUCAACUAAAGAUUUGGAGUUUAUAAAGUCAUUGGUGAAUUGUAGUAAGUUGUAUGUGGUUGAUAUAUCCUACAAUAAUUUUGGAGGUCCUUUGCCAAAUUCCUUGGGAAAUAUGUCCAACCUCAACAACCUAUAUCUCGGUGGCAAUCAUAUAUUAGGAAAAAUUCCCGCGGAAUUAGGAAAUCUAGCAAACCUAUAUCUCUUGACCGUGGAAAAUAACCGUUUUGAAGGGAUUAUUCCAGAUACUUUCGGAAAGUUUCAAAAGUUGCAAGUGUUAGAAUUGAGUGGAAACCGGUUAUCUGGAAAUAUACCAGCUUUUAUAGGAAACCUCAGUCAGUUGUUUUAUUUAGGUCUAGGAGAUAACAUAUUAGAAGGAAAUAUUCCUCUAAGCAUAGGAAACUGCCAAAAGUUAUAUCACUUAGACCUUUCGCAAAACAAUCUUAGAGGAACCAUACCGAUAGAGGUUUUUAGUCUCUUCUCACUAACAAGGCUAUUGGACUUGUCGGGAAACUUGUUGAGUGGUAGUCUACUACAAGAAGUAGGCAGGCUAGAAAAUAUCGGAAAGUUGAAUUUUUCUGAGAAUAAUCUAUCUGGUGAUAUUCCUAGAACGAUUGGGGAAUGCGUAAGCUUGGAGUACCUUUAUUUGCAAGGAAAUUCCUUCCAUGGAGUCAUACCAACCUCUCUAGCUUCACUGAAAGGCCUUCAACAUUUAGACCUAUCACGAAACCACUUGUCUGGAUCAAUUCCUAAAGGUCUACAAAAUAUUUCUUUCCUACAAUACUUCAAUGUAUCUUUUAACAUGUUGGAAGGCGAGGUACCAACGGAAGGUGUCUUUCAAAAUUCAAGUGAGGUGGCGGUAACAGGCAACAAUAACCUUUGUGGAGGUGUUUCAAAAUUGCACCUACCUCCAUGCCCUUUAAAAGGAGAGAAACAUUCAAAACAUCGUGAUUUCAAGUUGAUAGCAGUGAUAGUUAGUGUGGUUUCUUUUCUUCUUAUACUUCUAUUUAUCCUAACUAUCUAUUGCAGAAGGAAAAGAAACAAGAAACCUUAUUCCGAUUCACCAACAAUUGACCUUCUUGUUAAGAUUUCAUAUGAAGACUUGUAUAAUGGAACCGAUGGAUUCUCAACAAGAAAUUUGAUAGGAUUUGGAAAUUUUGGCUCUGUAUACCUAGGAACUCUUGAGUUCGAGGAUACAGUCGUAGCCAUAAAGGUUUUGAAGCUUCAUAAGAAAGGAGCUCACAAGAGUUUCCUUGCUGAAUGCAAUGCACUCAAAAAUAUUAGACACCGAAAUUUGGUUAAGAUUUUAACAAGCUGUUCCAGUACAGAUUUCAAAGAUCAAGAAUUUAAAGCUCUUGUUUUCGAGUACAUGAAAAACGGAAGCUUAGAAAGUUGGUUGCAUCCAGCAAAAGAAAUUGCAGGUCCAGAAAAAACAUUGAAUCUAGCACAAAGGUUAAAUAUUAUUAUUGACGUUGCUUCGGCAUUUCAUUAUCUUCAUCAUGAAUGUCAGCAACCUGUCAUUCAUUGUGAUUUAAAGCCUAGCAACGUUCUUCUUGAUGAUUCUAUGGUAGCUCAUGUGAGUGAUUUUGGCAUAGCAAAGUUGCUUCCAAGUAUUGGAGUCUCACUGAUGCAAAAUAGUACUGUUGGAAUACAAGGGACAAUUGGUUAUGCUCCUCCAGAGUAUGGAAUGGGUUCUAAGCUUUCAGUUGAAGGCGACAUGUAUAGCUUCGGAAUUCUAAUUUUAGAAAUGCUGACCGCAAGGAGACCUACAGAUGAAAUGUUUGAAGAUAGUUAUAGUCUCCAUAAUUUUGUUAAAAUUUCAAUUUCGAACGAUCUUUUGCAGAUUGUGGAUCCAGCCAUUAUUCGCAACGAAUUGGAAGGGGCUACUGGCAGUGGUUUUAUGCAUUCUAAUGUAGAGAAAUGUUUAAUUUCACUUUUUAGUAUUGCACUUGGUUGUUCAAUGGAAUCACCAAAAGAAAGGAUGAGUAUGGUUGAAGUCAUUAGAGAGCUUAAUAUAAUUAAAAGUUUCUUUCCUACUGGGGAUCAAGCUGAAUUACAACCACAAAAAAGUAUGAUGUAAUGGUGCCACCAUAGUAUAUUUUUUUUCUUUCCAGUAAUGCUUAUCAUUUUCAUGUUUUACUUUUUUCUUCAGUAAGGUAUGACUGUAAUGUAUGCAUGAUAUGGAGAUUUAUCAAGGAUUGCUUAAAGAAUUCUCCUGCAAUAUUCUAAGAAGUAUGCUUAAGGCAAAAUAUUCAAUAUAAAGGACUAUAAGAGACUUUCAAAGUGGAAA